Molecule: messenger RNA, 1422 nt
Organism: Wickerhamiella sorbophila
Lineage: Eukaryota; Fungi; Ascomycota; Dipodascomycetes; Dipodascales; Trichomonascaceae
Exons: 1
Coding region: 1-1422 (473 amino acids)
Biological process (GO): actin filament bundle assembly; actin cortical patch localization
Cellular component (GO): actin cortical patch
Molecular function (GO): phosphatidylinositol binding; actin filament binding
Source: RefSeq, a predicted model, not a curated record
AUGGGAAUUAACAAUCCAGUACCGAGGGAUCUAGGCAAGGAGAGCCAGAAGGCGGCCAAGAUUCUCGCUUCGUUUGUGAAGCCCAACCAGUUAAUCAACUACGACUCUGUGAUUCCGCCGCAUGUUCUGCGCAACGCCAAGGGCCUAAUGAUCAUUACCGUGCUCAAGGCUGGCUUUCUGUUCUCCGGCCGUGCCGGUUCGGGUGUCCUUGUUGCUCGCCUUCCUGAUGGCUCGUGGUCCCCGCCUAGUGCGAUCAUGACGGGCGGCGCUGGCGUCGGCGGCCAGAUUGGUGCGGAGCUCACUGACUUUAUUUUUAUUCUGAACACCCGUGAAGCAGUCGAGACAUUCGCCCGUGGCGGCUCUCUUACCCUCGGUGGAAAUAUGUCUCUGGCCGCUGGGCCGUUGGGUCGAAACGCAGAAGCGGCUGGCGGUGUUUCUGCGUCCAAUGCCACGGCCGUGUUCUCUUACGCAAAAACUAAGGGUCUGUUUGCUGGUGUCUCUCUUGAGGGCUCCGUAAUUGUCGAGCGUCGGGAAGCCAACCGCAAGUUCUACGGAAGCAGCAGCUGUACUUCGCGAAGUAUUCUUAGCGGAAGAGUCAGGCCCCCUCGCUCAGUGGCACCGCUUUUCCAGGUGCUUGAUUCAAAGGCAUUCCGAGCCGAUUGGGACGAGGACGACUAUGGCGACAGUCUUUACGACGAUAUUCCAGAUUUUGAUACCGACUACGACAGCCGCUCGAGGUACUCUCGGGACGAUGAUUUCGAUGACGUAUAUUCAGCGCCCCGCCAACGCGAUGGCAGGCGGUACACCAAUGACUAUGAGCAGCGCUCUAGCAUGAGAGCGAGUGGAGCGGGCCGUCCAUCUGGCCGCUACAAAGAUGACGACCUGAGCGAUGAUGAUGAUGAUUAUUACACAGAUCGCCGAGAACGCAGUGCUCCGCGAAGAAGAGACUACGGAGACCGCUAUGACGACAGAGACCGCUACGCGGAUCACUCCUAUGGUAACCGUGAUCGCUAUGAUGACCGGGACCGCGACCACGACCGCAGUGACCGUGGCGACCGUGGCGACCGUGAUCGUUAUGGCAGCAGCAGCCGGGAUCGAUACGGCGACCGCAGUGACCGUGGCGACCGUGACCGUUACGGCAGCAGCCACGACCGCGACCGUGACCGAAGCGGGCCUCGAGACACCCGCGACUCUCGUCUGGACUCCCCUAGCCAAAGCCGCUCUGCCUCCGGGUCAAGCAAAGGAGGAAUCCGGGCCCGGGCCCUCUACACUUUCCGCGGCGAACAGACCGGCGACCUGUCUUUCCAAAAGGGAGACAUUAUCCACAUUGUGGAAAAAUCAGACUCAACAGACGACUGGUGGACUGGAGAAUUGGGCGGCAAACAGGGCAUUUUCCCUGCCAACUAUGUAGAAACUUAUUGA